AUGGAGAAUGUGGCAGUUCACGAACGCACAUACGCGGCACAGAUCAGUCAAAGAGCGGCGGGUACCAAGAAACACACACCAGAAGAUGCUUUGAGUAUAUACGUCGAAGCUAAUUUGACGGUUAAUCAAUACGAGAUGAUCCAUCAGGCCAACAAAGAUCCGUGCUAUACCUACGUGCAGAGUGCUAAACAAGAUUGUUACCCCCCAAAAAGCGUCAGUGAGACAGUUGCAGAGGUGAAGCUCCAAGAUUUAUUGGAUCAAACAUCGCGAUUGUGUAAAUAUUUGGAACCAGUUCUCCAGCAAUGCAUCCAGAGUACAGACACAGAUUUAGUGCUCAUAUAUCAGUGGGGAUGUGAUGGAUCCACUCAAAGCCAAUACAAACAAAAAUUCGAGGAAGACGGAAAUAGUGAUGCAAACAUAUUUUUAGGUUUCCUUGCGCCCCUUCGUCUUAUACAGGAGAAGGAAAAAAUUAAGCGGAAAGGAGGAGCAGAAAAAGAAAGAGAGCGCAAAAAAAAGAAACUGUUAGAAGAAGCGGCAAAAUGCAGAUCAUUAGAUACGUUUUCGUUUUUUAAUCCGCAAGAACAGCCGCGGCCAUCGACAUCUAAAAUGUCUGAACCUUUAAAAAAUACACCCGUAUCUACGAUUAUGCAAGAAAGUUCGCCUAAAAAUAAAAAAAAUAUUGAAAUUUUAAGGCCCACUUUAUCCAGCGAAAUGAUCUCGCAGCCCAUAGUGCCUUUUGAAAUUGACAAAGAAUAUUGUUUGGAACCCGACUUUUUUAAAAGACCGACAAAAGAAGAGCUAGGAUUUUUUUUUGAAUAUCAUCCAAAAAUUCCAAAUAAGAAUGAAGCGCAUUCAUUACCUUUUAAUGUAGAAAAUGUUUUUAAAAGAUCACCAACAGAGGGUGAAAGAAAGUGGAUUUCCUUUAAUGACAAAAACAAUUCCCUUUUUUGUUGUGUUUGUUUAGCCUUUUCUGGAAUCAAUGAAAAAAAUAUUUUUACUCAAGGAAUGUCUGACUGGAGACAUGUUUACCAAAGAAUAAAUGAACACGAAAUUUCCAAUCAACAUACAAAUUCUGUCACUUCGUAUUUUAGAUUUGUCGCAAACAAAUGCAUAAACAAGUUAUUGUGUGAUUCUGAAAUAUUAAAGAAAAAACAAUCCAAAAUUACUCAAAAUAGGGAAGUAGUUCACCGAGUUAUAGAUGUUAUUAAACUUAUUAGCAAAAGAGGAUUGUCAUAUCGUGGUAAAACAAAUGAAGCCGCGUACACCCUGGAUUCAGAGAAUGAGCACAAAGAUCAUGGCACCUUCUUGGAAAUUAUUUUGCUUUUAUCAAAAUAUGAUAUUGUACUUAAAAACCAUCUUGACAGCGCAAUUGAAAUAAGCAAAAAAAAUGAAGAAAAAGGCAUAAAAAACAGAACAGGAAAUUUUGUUACUUUUAUUUCAAAAACAACGGUCAAUAUGCUUAUUAGUAUAAUAACUACCGACAUUAAAAAGCUAAUCUUUGAACAAAUUAAGUCAUCUGGUAUGUUUUCCCUGGAACUUGACACUACGCAGGAUAUUUCAGUAAUGGACCAAUGUUCUGUUGUUGUAAGAUACGUAUAUCAAAAACAAGUUAUGGAAAGACUUGUAGCUGUAGUUUCCUGUCACGAUAGCACUGGACAAGGAUUUCAUGACAUUAUUAAUAACGUACUACAAAAAAAUGAUUUAGACGUUGGAUUUUGUAUCGCUGAUUCAACAGAUGGGGCAGCUAAUAUGCAGGGGAAAUAUAAUGGAUUCACCGUUAAAAUGCAAGAUCAAAAUCAAAAUCACGUGCAUAUUUGGUGUUAUGCACAUAUUUUGAAUUUAGUGUUAAACGAUAUUUUAAAAGAUAAUUUACAAGCCUCCAACUUAUUUUCUUUAUUAAACACUACAGCUUCAUUUUUUCGAGAAUCUUAUAAAAGAAUGGAUAUAUGGUCUUCUAUUUCUGAAGAUCAAAAUCGGAAAAAACUUGGUUUAAUAGGAACAACAAGGUGGUGGUCAAAAGAAAAAGAAUUAGUCAAAGUUUUUGGAGAAGAACCUCUUUAUAUAGAUCAUGUUUCAUCUUUUAAACUUGAAUUUUUGGUUAACGAUGAAGAAUUUAAGUUUGCUAAAGCAUUAAACAUUGAACAAUGGCAGCCCAAUCAAUCAAAUGAAGAAAAUUCAAAAUCUGACGAUAACGACUGCAAACCACGUCCAUCCGGUGAUGACGAUAGCGAACUACGUCAAUCUGUAGAUGACAAUCGCAGACCACGUCCUUCAGAAAAUGACGGCAAAGCAAGUCCAUCAGGAGACGAUCUCAAACCACGUCCAUCCAAAGAGAACGAUCGCAGACAAUAAAGUUAAAUUUUGAAAUAAGCAAAUACACUACGAUUUAAAAAUAAGAUCGUAUUGAUAUUUAUAUUUACAUUAAUAUUUCAGCAUUUCUUUUAUUUGCUUUGGAUCAUUAUUCAUACACUAGGUUUAG
Messenger RNA from Brassicogethes aeneus, 2479 nucleotides. The record is from the annotation of a GenBank genome assembly. Lineage: Eukaryota; Metazoa; Arthropoda; Insecta; Coleoptera; Nitidulidae.